AUGUUUUAUGUAAUAGGACUUGGUCUUGGCGAUCCGGACGAUAUUACGGUGAAAGGAUUGAACAUUAUCAAACAAUGCGAACGUGUUUACCUCGAAUCGUAUACAUCCAUUUUGUGCUGUGGACAGGAGAAAUUGGAAGAAUUUUAUGGCAGAACACUGAUACUGGCUGACCGAGAGAUGGUUGAGCAGCGUGCAGAUGAAAUCCUGGAAGGAGCAGAUAAUCAUUCCGUCGCGUUUCUCGUGGUUGGCGAUCCGUUUGGCGCAACGACGCACACCGAUUUAUUGCUGCGAGCCAAGGAAAAAGGCCUGCAAACCUCCGUUGUACACAAUGCAUCCAUUAUGAAUGCCGUCGGGUGCUGCGGUCUACAGUUGUACCAUUUCGGUGAAACCGUCUCCAUUCCCUCCUGGGACGAGAACUGGAAACCGGACAGUUUCUUCGGAAAGAUCGCUGCCAAUCUCAAGCAGGGCCUCCACACUUUGUGCCUGCUGGACAUCAAAGUAAAGGAACCCACGUUGGAGUCGUUGAUGAAGAAAAAGCGCGAGUACAUGCCGCCGCGGUUCAUGUCUGUGAGCGAAGCGGCCACCCAGUUGCUGGAAGUUGUUAAACAAAAUCCAUCCACAGACAAAGAUGAUGCGCCCACGCUGACGGAAGACUCGUUGGUCGUUGGCCUCGCUCGGGUCGGUCAUGCGACGCAGAAAAUCUGUGCGUGUUCGCUACGCGAAAUGAAAGACACAGACCUUGGGUCACCGCUGCACUCGUUAAUCAUCCCCAGUGCGGUGCUGCAUCCUUUGGAGAGCGAGUUUUUGCAGCAGUUCGCUGAGCUAGAUCUUCAAAAAUAG
Messenger RNA from Anopheles cruzii, 840 nucleotides. It is a transcript of the gene Dph5, whose product is annotated as diphthine methyl ester synthase. Lineage: Eukaryota; Metazoa; Arthropoda; Insecta; Diptera; Culicidae. Gene Ontology annotation, biological process: protein histidyl modification to diphthamide. The record is from RefSeq and is a predicted model, not a curated record. The transcript is spliced from 2 exons. Gene Ontology annotation, molecular function: diphthine synthase activity. Bases 1 to 840 code for a protein of 279 amino acids.